AUGGGUUCGGUCGUUAGUCGUCGCAGCGCAUUGCGUUGCCGUGCUGAGUCGCAAAAGCGGCUGAAGAGCAGCCAAAGCAGCCGCAGCAAGCAAAGCUUGCCGCCGGCAGAGUCCAGAGCGCAGACGCCCGCAAGCCUCUUUGCAUCCAAGAGGCCGUCGCUCUCCGACACCGACAGUGACAUACUGGGCCCUGGGCGGAUCAAGUCUCCCUUGGCAGAUUUGCGUCCGGUGGUUGUCGCACCGUCGUUGCCACCGAUGGUUCCGCACGCUUGGGCGGGCGACCCUGACGACCCACAGUUCAAGGCGCCAAGCUUCGAAACCAUCGGCCACUGGGAUGCAAGUGAGGAGAAAGGUGACUUGCUCUCCUUCCAGUUGGAGCCGGAACUUGAAAGAAGCACCACCACUGCAAGACAUUGCAAGAACGGAAAGAAAGCACAGUACAUGGCAGGCAAGCUGAAGGAAAAGCUGGGCAUACAGGACAGAACCGGAGGUGCCGGAGGCCUCGACGCCAGCUUCCCGGCCCUCGACGGGCACAUCGACGGAGAGGACAUGGCGCAUUUUCUGUACUCGAACGUGUGUGGUUGGCGGCAAAGUGCGGAGUCAGUUUCCUGUGGCGAGGUCACCGGAAAGGUCGAAAGCGCAGGCCGAGUGGAUGGCAGGUCCCGGAAGCUCUCAAGGAUGAGCGCCAUUGGGCCGCGAUCCGCCUCCAGCUCAAAGCAGACUUCACAUGUAGAUCACAUGACUGCAGAGAAAGAGAAGCACAAGCACAACUUCACACAACUCGGCCCGUUGCAGACUCCGACAGAUCCUUGGCAGAGCAGCGCAUUUCGCAGUGUUGGUGUAGACACCGGUAUCGAGGACUCUGGAAUCAUGCGCGAUGUCGACUUCGAGUCUGCAGAAGAUCAGCACAUCGCCACGUUGAAGGAGAUGGCCUGCGUUUCAGAGCGGAUGGAAAAGACAAAGGACGGCGUGGACCGCUUUGCGAAGGUGCACUUCCGCUGGACGGUUGGAAUCAAGUUCAUCGGCCUGGUAGCUUUGGCGUCGCUGCUGGCCGUGGAGUGGUACUCUGAGGUUCGCUCAGAGGCCUCGCGUCUGGUUACCGAGCUCUCGUCUCUUGGCAAGGAUGUGUUGUUGUACGACCUCGUCCUGACGAUGUCCGCUCGGAUGCUGGCGCUCACAGGUGACCUGCGAUGGCGCGACGAAUAUUUUCUCAAGGUGGAGCCCUUGGAGGUGGUCCUGAGUGAGAUCGCGCGCAAAGCACCUGACAUUGCCAGCGAGUUCGACAGAAGGACCAUCGUGGCAAACGAGAAGUUGCUGGCAUUGGAGGGCGAGGCCAUCGAAUUGUCCACAAAUAACGUUACCUUGGCGACCAGCGUUCUCUUCAGCGACGAGUACGAGACCAACAAGGCGCUCCUGCUUGAGGGCCUCAAUGUGCUGGACGGCAUGAUCAAAGACGUGCGCAAGCGUCACCAGGACACGCAAUCCUGGUGGGGCAUUUUGAGCCCGGCCAUGGUCUUGCUAGCUUUCUUCGGCGAAUGCGCCAUGACCGUCGCGGUCGAACGGCUGGACCGACGGCUGGAGAGAUAUUGGAAAGAAGCAGAUCACGCAAACUCAGCGUACAGUCAGGAAGCUCGCAAGCGCUUCGUCAAAAAAGCAGAGGAUACGAUCAUGAACAUACAGGGAAAGAUCCCCAAGCGUUUUUUGAGGCCGUUGCAGCUGCAAGCUGAGAAUGAUGAAGCCCCACCAUCUCCGCAGUUAUUGCGCAGGAGGCUUUUCUACUUGGCGAUGUCUGCCGAAGUCUUUGCACUUGCAGGCUUUGCUAUACCAGCUGUGCUGACCUUGGUCGCUCUGUACAAGGCAGAGGGCACGGAUCCACUGCAGCAGCUGAUCGUCCACGCGAAAGACACAGAGUUCUAUGAUGUGGCCUUGACCUCCAGUGCACGACUCUGCGUGCUGUCGGACGAUACGCACUGGGCGAGGGAGUACGAUGGCUUCGUUGCCCCCAUCGACACAGCCCUUGCGGGCUUGCAAGAGGUCGCUCCCGAUGUGGCAGCUGAGUUCGCCAAGUCGACUUCGGCCGCGAAUGACGCGCUCAUCGACAUGGAGGCAGCAGCUCUGGAAGCUUGUGGCUCUGAUUCACAACUUGGCCGCAGCAUCCUGUUCAGUCCAGCCUAUGAGGGCAACAAGACUCUGCUUCUUGAUGGGAUCCGCUCAGUCACCGCGGCUGCUGACCAGCAGCGCCAAAUCUUUGAGGACGAAGAGGAGCAGCACCACACUAUCAGCCGCAUCCUCUUGAUUGUGAGCACCUUCCUCAUUGUAGCCGCGGACCUCUGCACAGUUGUGAUUGCAGCCUGGAUGGAAGCUCUUUCUGUGGCCGAUGACGGUGAAGAUGGCAAAGAUUCAGCGGCCGAGCAGCGAUUUGUGAUGGGUCUGUUGGACCUGGUCAAGAUGACCUUGAGCUCAGACGAGAAACGACUGACGCGGGCCAUUGCUGACCAGGAUUCAUUUGCAGAAGACUGCGCCGACUUACCUGACGAAUCCGGUGGUGUAAAGUGCGCGGAUGGGCCGCCCUUCGGACUUCCGCUUGGCUUCGAAGGCUUUGUUUGCCUGGAGCUGCCGCAACCGAAGACAGCCCAGAUUCGCAUCGCGAGCUAUUUCAGAGGGCACUUGACGAGGACCGGACGUGGAGACUUGGUGCCAAAGCGAAGGCCCGAGAAGGAGCCUUUGCCGCCGGAGCUAGCAAAGCGCCUGGCGAGGCUGGACCCGUGGAGCGAGGAGCUCAACUUCCGCCAUGCCUGCCUGGGACAGACCGGCACUGUCCAUCUGGCGCCAUUUAUCAAGUGCCUGCAGUCCUUGCAGAUUCUGGAGCUCUGUGGCAACUACAUCGGCUCAAAAGGCAUCGUGCCCUUGAUCAAGAUGUUGGAGACGCAGUGGGACCUGAAGUACCUGGGACUCGCCUGGAAUGGCCUGGGUGAUGAGUCCUGCCGUCAUCUUGCCUCAGCCUUGGCAGUGUGUUUUUUGCACGAGAUUUCCUCCUCCCACUUCAGGGUCAGGGAGGCCAUAGUGGACUGGCAGAGAGGUAGUGCAACUUCAGGUGGGAGGGCUGGAGGUACAGAGAUGAUACUGCACUGGCCAGAGCUGGCCGGGCCAGCAUGUUGA
Messenger RNA from Symbiodinium sp. CCMP2456, 3159 nucleotides. The record is from the annotation of a GenBank genome assembly. Lineage: Eukaryota; Dinophyceae; Suessiales; Symbiodiniaceae.